UCCGUAUCCGGCCCCCGAAAAUUACAGUCUUAAAAGUCCAUCCCCCAGGACUCCUCAAUCCACAAUGUCAUAUUAUUCGUACCCUCCUCCAACAACUUAUCCGGGCCAAGAAGCCGCAGUUAACGACUCAUCAAACCCUCCAGCAGCACCUUAUCCGGCAGUUAUGGAAGGCUCGUACUCGUACCCUCCAGCAAGCUAUCCCGGCCAAAAUGUCGCAGGGGGCCAAGUCCCCAUCCAACCCGGAUUCCAACAGGGCGUCUACCCAGCAACCAGCAACAUGGGUUUUGGACAAUGUCCCCCAGUCGGAGGCUACGUGAAUGCCCCCCACAUCCGGGGACCAUACGUCAAUGCCGUCGGAAAUCCAAAUUACUCGGGACAAAAAAUCUGCCUCAACGUGGCCCUUGUCAUUAUCUUCAUCUCCAUAAUAGUUGGUGUCAUCAUCGGCAUCGGUGGAGGGGGUGGUACUAGACACAGCUCUACUGUUAUUCAUACGCGCCACUACCGACUUAGAGGGUGAGAAGGAGCGCAACAUUUAGUCAGCGAAAGCCGCCCUUAGUAUUUCUAAUGCCGACCAGAAUAUGAAAACAAAAAUCGAGGAAAGAAACCCA
Molecule: messenger RNA, 608 nt
Organism: Folsomia candida
Lineage: Eukaryota; Metazoa; Arthropoda; Collembola; Entomobryomorpha; Isotomidae
Exons: 2
Coding region: 65-517 (150 amino acids)
Source: RefSeq, a predicted model, not a curated record